Messenger RNA from Letharia columbiana, 603 nucleotides. RefSeq lists its product as uncharacterized. Bases 1 to 603 code for a protein of 200 amino acids. Gene Ontology annotation, molecular function: oxidoreductase activity, acting on the CH-CH group of donors; flavin adenine dinucleotide binding. The record is from RefSeq and is a predicted model, not a curated record. Lineage: Eukaryota; Fungi; Ascomycota; Lecanoromycetes; Lecanorales; Parmeliaceae. The transcript is spliced from 2 exons.
AUGGCACCUCCGUGGGUGAAGAAGCUCACACCUUCUGGCCCUCAGGGUUCAGAGCUCCUCGAGCAGGAGCGAGCUCAGUCCAAUGUCCCCGUGAAGAAAUUAUCGGAAUUCCUGUUUUCUAAAGAAGUGCUCGCAAGGCAGGAAAGAGUUUUGGAUAUUCUCAAGACGGAGAAAGUGUUCAACAAGUCCCUAAAUUACUUCGAUGGCAGAGAGGCAAGAUUCCAAACUGCUCUUGCUCGAGCGAAGCGGAUGCGCCAACUUGCUGUUCAGCACCGCUGGUCUCAGGACGAGUACAUGAUGGCAUCAGAAUUGAUCAGCGAGCCAGGUCCAUAUGGUUUGCAUGCCAGCAUGUUCCUGGUUCGUCUACACCCUUACGUUUUGUUGUAUUACCAUCGUAUCCUAAUUAUUUCCACAAGAUCACGCUUCGAGACCAAGGAACUCCUGAACAGCAUGAGUUAUUCCUCAAAAGGGCCGAGGAAUAUGAAUUCAUCGGAUGCUAUGCACAGACCGAAUUGGGUCAUGGUUCAAAUGUGCGAGGCUUGGAGACCACUGCAACCUGGAAUUCUGACGACAAAACCUUUACCCUACAUUCGCCUCACCUGA